AUGGCAGCUAGAGCGAAAACCCUGCAGUUAACACUGGCCAUCUUCAAGCCAGACAUCGUAUCCCACCCCCAUAUUGUCCAUCAAGUGAAGAACAUGAUUCACAAAAGUGGGUUUCUCUUUAUUCGGUCCAAGAGAAUGCACUUGACACGUGCACGAGUUCAGGACUUCUACAAGGAACAUGAGGGAAGAUUCUUCUACAACCGGCUCGUAUCUUUCAUGUCAAGUGGUCCAAUUAGCACACAUAUCCUUGCACGUGAAAACGCCAUAGCUGAAUGGAGAAAGCUAAUGGGACCAACCAAGGUGUUUAAGACCAUACAUGAUGAACCGGAGAGCAUUAGAGGGAGGUUUGGUCUCACAGACACAAGAAACUCCACCCAUGGGUCCGAUGCUGAUGAAACUGCGAAACGUGAAAUACAUUUUUUCUUUCCGGAGUUUGACAUUGAAGACUGGUAUAGUGAGUGUGAGCAAAGGUUUCUGUCUGAGAAAGUGUACUUUGAUGAAGAACAUGACAUUCAUAGAUAUAUUUCUGAAAAAGAGGGUGCUCAGUCCUGA
Molecule: messenger RNA, 552 nt
Organism: Mya arenaria
Lineage: Eukaryota; Metazoa; Mollusca; Bivalvia; Myida; Myidae
Product: nucleoside diphosphate kinase 6-like
Exons: 1
Coding region: 1-552 (183 amino acids)
Biological process (GO): GTP biosynthetic process; UTP biosynthetic process; CTP biosynthetic process
Molecular function (GO): nucleoside diphosphate kinase activity
Source: RefSeq, a predicted model, not a curated record